CAGUUGCGAGGGCCUCCGAACUGCCUCUUUCGCCUCAUUUUCCUGUUGGCGGUUUCUGAAAGAAGGAGAGAGAAAGAGAGAGCAUGGCGGCCGGGGAAGCUAAGUCCGUUUUAUUCGUUUGCCUGGGGAACAUUUGCCGCUCUCCCAUAGCCGAAGCUGUUUUUAGGAAACUUGUGACUGAGGGAAACAUUGAAAACAAGUGGAGGAUAGACAGUGCAGCAACGUCUACGUAUGAAGUAGGAAAUCCUCCAGAUUAUCGAGGCCAGAAUUGCAUGAGGAAACAUGGUGUUACCAUGAAUCAUAUUGCCAGGCAGGUUACAAAAGAUGAUUUCCUGACGUUUGAUUAUAUGCUUUGUAUGGAUGAAAGUAACUUGCGAGAUCUGAAAAGAAAAAGCAAUAGUGUUCAAAACUGCAAAUCUCAGAUUGAGCUGCUUGGAAGCUAUGAUCCACAAAAGCAGCUUAUUAUUGAAGAUCCGUACUAUGGGACUGAUGAAGAUUUUGAAACUGUUUAUCAACAGUGCCUUAGAUGCUGUAAAGCAUUUUUGGAGAAACCUCAUUAAUGAGACAAGUGUUUCUGAAAGCAAAUAAUAUUUAGCUGUUCUGUAAAAUUAUUCUUAAUUGAUAUUAAAUUGUAAAGAUUCUAAAAAUAAGUCCUUUUUUAGCAUACUUAAUUUCAUGAUGUGCACUGCACCUUGUACUUGAGAAAUGGUAGGCUUAUAAAAUUAAUAUUGACCUUGAUCAAGCAUCUAUAUAAGGGGGAAAGCAUCCAGUUCUGACAAAAUAAAUGUGUGUGAUUCUUGGUAUACAUAUUCCACAUAAUAUGUAAAAGAAUUCCUGUAUGCAUACUCUAAAUAUAAUACACCUAUGUCUGUUUUCCAUUGCUACUCGUAUGUAUGGUACUUUCUAACCUUAAACAUCUUAGAAGUAUCUUUUGGAUGUUUUGUCACAUGAUUAAGAACUGAAGACUUAACAAAACAGUCUCUCUUUACUUUUUCCAUUAUUUGUGAUUUGAAAGAGAGAGAGACUUACAGCCAUAUAGAGUUGUUGAGCUGUAUGAAUUUAACAAGUCUGCAUAACCACAGAAUAAGUUCAUUGUGUGGUGUCUUGAUGCAUAGUACAGUCACCUAGAGUCUUGGUCUCUCUUUUUUUCUAAUUAUUCAAACAAAAUCUAGCCUUCAGUAGCUGCUGAGAUGAUGCUUGAAAGAGGAUAAAUACAGCCUUGUGAAGUCUUGGAGCAGUGUGCAUGGCACAAAGUGUUAUUUGCAGAUCAUGUGUACUAACGGAAGCCGAGUAAAUUAAUUAAAUAUGCUUCACUUGCCCUAACA
Messenger RNA from Podarcis muralis (Common wall lizard), 1325 nucleotides. It is a transcript of the gene ACP1, whose product is annotated as acid phosphatase 1. Gene Ontology annotation, biological process: protein dephosphorylation. The record is from RefSeq and is a predicted model, not a curated record. NCBI's taxonomy places the organism in Eukaryota, Metazoa, Chordata, Lepidosauria, Squamata, Lacertidae. Gene Ontology annotation, molecular function: acid phosphatase activity; non-membrane spanning protein tyrosine phosphatase activity. Gene Ontology annotation, cellular component: cytoplasm.